Molecule: messenger RNA, 1679 nt
Organism: Carassius gibelio (silver crucian carp)
Lineage: Eukaryota; Metazoa; Chordata; Actinopteri; Cypriniformes; Cyprinidae
Product: fructose-1,6-bisphosphatase 1-like
Exons: 7
Coding region: 215-1228 (337 amino acids)
Biological process (GO): sucrose biosynthetic process; fructose 1,6-bisphosphate metabolic process; gluconeogenesis
Cellular component (GO): cytoplasm; cytosol
Molecular function (GO): fructose 1,6-bisphosphate 1-phosphatase activity
Source: RefSeq, a predicted model, not a curated record
AACAUUGUUUUGAAUCUUCCACGCAGUCAGUCAGUCAGUCAGUCAGUCGCACUGUGCACUUCUCAUUGGUUUAGCUCUCCAUACACCCUUUUCCGCAGUAUUUCCGCCUUUAUAUUUUUGUUUCCGCGAGGGAAUGAGUUGUGCGAAUUAGACAUAGGUAAUUUUAUACAAGAGCGAGAUUUUUACAUCAGCAGGAAUCUUGAAAUCUGCAGUCAUGUCAGACCGGGGUUCUUUCGACACUAAUGUUGUGACUUUGACGAGAUUUCUGCUUGAAGAGGGCAGAAAAGCCAAAGGCACGGGCGAGCUGACAACACUCCUGAACGCGAUGUGCACGGCUGUAAAAGCCAUCUCGAGCGCUGUCAGGAAAGCAGGUAUCGCGCACCUGUAUGGCAUUGCUGGAAGUACCAAUGUGACAGGUGACCAGGUUAAGAAGCUGGACAUCCUUACCAAUGACCUCGUCAUAAACAUGAUCAAAUCCUCAUUCACCUCAUGUGUACUGGUCACUGAGGAACAUGAACACGCAAUCAUUGUGGAGCCAGAUAGACGGGGUAAAUACGUGGUCUGCUUUGACCCUCUUGAUGGAUCAUCCAACAUUGACUGUCUUGCUUCAAUUGGGACCAUCUUUGCCAUCUACAGGAAGUGCACAGACAGCGACCCGUCUGAGAAAGAUGCCCUUCAACCUGGCAGAAACAUAGUGGCUGCUGGAUAUGCACUUUAUGGCAGUGCAACCAUGAUUGUCCUCUCCACAGGUCAGGGAGUCAACUGCUUCAUGUUAGAUCCAGCUAUUGGCGAGUUCAUUCUGGUUGACAGAGAUGUGAAGAUUAAGAAGAGAGGCAAGAUCUACAGUCUGAAUGAAGGUUAUGCCCUUUAUUUUGAUCCUGCCGUCACAGAGUACCUGCAGAAGAAAAAGUUUCCAGAGGAUGGCAGUGCACCCUAUGGAGCGCGUUAUGUAGGCUCAAUGGUGGCAGAUGUGCAUCGGACGCUUGUUUACGGAGGAAUCUUCCUUUACCCUGCAAAUGUGAAGAGCCCCAAAGGAAAGCUCAGACUGCUCUAUGAGUGCAACCCCAUGGCCUUCAUCAUGGAACAGGCCGGAGGGAUGGCCACCACAGGGACCACCAACAUCCUGGACAUCCAGCCCGAGAGCCUCCAUCAGCGGGUACCUGUGGUGAUGGGUUCCCCUGAUGAUGUCCAAGAGUACAUCUCCAUCUUUCAGAAACAUCAUAAAUGAAGAGCAAUAGUCAGAAUGCAUAACAAAGACUCAAAGAAUCAUGAAAAUAUAUCUACUUGGCACUCCAAAAUAAGAUACAAAAGUGUAUUCUUACCUUCAAAAUACCUCUAUUGAAAAACCAAACACUGUAUGUCUGCAUGAAGAAAUAUAAGAAGAAUUUUUGAAGACGCUGAUUUUUUUUACAUCCAAACUUUAGAACAUUUGAACAUUUAGUUGAGGCUGUUUUUAGAGAAACACACUGCUUUCCACAUUAGACAGUUUCCCUGAGUGUUAACGGCUGCUGAAUUUGUCGGCUAAAAAGACAGAAGCAAGUUCAUGGCAUCAAUGAGGAUGAUUUGAAUCAAAGUUGAUCUUGUUUCUGUCUGUACAGACCAAAUAAUCACUUGUGCCCUAUUGCACCCUAUUGAGGGAAGCUGUGAAUAAAGUUCUUGAAAAAAAAUCUGAGCCUUUU